This is a messenger RNA of Paramormyrops kingsleyae, 3417 nucleotides long. RefSeq names its product solute carrier family 25 member 27 (gene slc25a27). Lineage: Eukaryota; Metazoa; Chordata; Actinopteri; Osteoglossiformes; Mormyridae. Gene Ontology annotation, biological process: transmembrane transport. The record is from RefSeq and is a predicted model, not a curated record.
AUAAAAAGCUGGGGGCGUCCCAAAGAGCUCAGUGACACAUCUGCGGGAGCGUGAUUGGCUGUAAUAGACUUUGUGCGUUUAUUCAGAGCAAUUUGUUUUAUCGCUUAGUGAAGAGUCUGUGGUUAGAAAUGGUUCCUUGUUUAACUCGACGUUUGUGUUAUUUUUGAAAGGGAGCAAUACCACGGAAAACAAUUUUAUUUCUGGCUAAAAUUGUUUGAUUUCGAAAUGGGAUUCUUUCAGGGAGAUACAUCGUCUGUCCUGCUAGAGUGGCCGCGGACGACAAAGUUCAUCUUGUCCGCGUGCGCAGCUACGGUUGCAGAAAUAGUUACAUUUCCUCUUGACCUGACAAAAACCAGACUGCAGAUACAAGGCGAGGCAGCCCAAGGUGGUAGUGGCAGCCGUGCUUAUCGGGGGUUGGUGCGCACGGCUUUUGGGAUCGCUCGCGAGGAAGGGCCCCUGAAGCUGUGGCAGGGUGCCACCCCAGCCAUCUACAGACAUAUAGUGUAUUCUGGUGUGCGGAUGGUGGCUUAUGAACAGCUGCGGGAAUCCCCACUGGGACGGAAUGAGGAUGCCGGCUUCCCUUUCUGGAAGUCCGUGGUGGGGGGCAUGCUGGGAGGGGCACUCGGCCAGUUCAUGGCCAGCCCCACAGACCUGGUGAAGGUACAGAUGCAGAUGGAGGGGAGGCGUCGGCUGGAAGGAAAGCCCCCACGAGUGAGGGGGGUGUACCAUGCCUUCGCGAAGAUCAUCUCGGAGGGAGGGGUUCGAGGACUCUGGGCAGGAUGGGUCCCCAAUGUGCAGAGGGCCGCCUUGGUAAAUUUAGGAGAUCUUACUACGUAUGACAGCGUGAAGCACUUCCUGCUGAGAAACACCACCAUCCCGGACAACAGUGUGUGUCACGGAUUGGCAAGCACCUGUUCAGGUCUGGUGGCAGCUAUCAUGGGGACGCCUGCGGAUGUCAUUAAAACCAGGAUCAUGAACCAGCCCAGGGACAAUGGCGGCAGAGGUUUACUGUACAAGUCCUCGCUUGACUGCCUCCUGCAAACGAUCAGAGGAGAGGGGUUUAUGUCUCUGUACAAAGGCUUCCUCCCCACCUGGAUGAGAAUGGCCCCGUGGUCCAUGACGUUCUGGCUGAGCUAUGAGCAGAUACGGAGGGCGACAGGCGUCACCUCGUUUUAGAGCCUGCGGAGUUUCGCCCUGGUGCCUAUUCCUACCGGAGACAUUGUCCUUGCCUGUGGAUGGCCAAAUGAAAGUAUAAGUGGCAUUACACAAACUACCUUGCGAAGACACGGGUGAAUCACUUGAACGUUAUAGAGCCAAGCUUUUUUUCGCGGUCUGUGUGAUAUACCUGGUGACCUCUUCGUUUUCCAAGAUGAUUCAUGCCAGUGCCUGACAUGCAUUGACUAUCUACUCCGAAAUAAUAUUCACCCAACCAUAUUCCAGCCACUUAUCCUGGUCAGUGCACAAGACAGGGGUACACACACACGUGGCACAUAUACCCUCACAAUCAUGGGCAUAUGUGGGCACUUCAGAGAUACCAGUUAGACUAAUUGCAUGCCUUUGGACCAUGGAAGGAAACCAGAGUACCUACAGGAAACCCCCAUGAUGAGGGGAGAACAUGCAAGCUCCAUGCACACCGAGCAGGGACAGGUUCCCAAGUCCUGUCCCUACUACCCACUGAGCCUCCACACCACCCGGAUACAAUGGAAAUGUCACAUUGGAGUCAUUGACAGAUUCUGUAUAUGAUCAGACGUUAAGCGGAUAGGGGGCACAGCGGUGCAGUGGCGAAUACGGUUGCCAGGGUUCGAGUCUCUAGCUGUAGCUCUAUGUGUGUGGAGCUUGCUUGUUCUACCUGUGUCGCUGUGGCGUUUCCCCCAUGUUCUCCGGUUUCCCCCCGCGGUCCAAAAACAUGCUACGGUAAAUUGGAGUUACCACAUUGUCCAUUGGUGUGAAUGUGUAUGAGUAGUAUGGAUGUGUGUAUAUGUUUGCCCUUGGCGUCUUGUCCAGGGGUAUUCCCGGCCUUUCGCCUGUAACUUGUGAGGUAGUUUCUGGACCAACACGGUUCUGAAUAGGACAAGCAGGUAUAGAAGAUAGAUAGAUGAAUAUUGAGCAGGUGACAAACAGUGUUCUAAAAAAGCUCUUUAAGUUUGAUUGUUUUUACAUUUUGGUGUAAAUAAUUGUUCGGCCCUCAACAGCUUCCAAAAUUAGACAAUUGCAGCCUUAAAUGAUACGUAAAGCAUCACUAUGUCACUAUGUUACUUUUGCUAUGACAAAAAGUAAGCAGAAAUACAGAAACUAUGAGAAAAAGGAAAUCGACCCUCGAUGCUUCCAUAGGAUUUGAGAAGUUAUUGGCCAUAUGUUGGUAAUAAAAUGCACUUGAUUGGCUGAAUACACUCUUUAAAAGCAGAACUUUGGCAGUCUGGUGGUCACACCACACCAAGCAGGAAAAGAUCUCAGCAAUGAUCUCAAAGAAGUAAUGGCUGCUUAUCAAUCUGGGAAGGGUUAUAAGGGUGUUUUCAAUUUGAAACCCGCAAUUCUAGUGAGAAAGAUGAUUUACAAAUGGAGAACAUUUGAGACAUUUGCCAGCUUCCCAGGAGUGGAUGUCUCAGCAAAUUCACCCCAAGGUCAGAUCAUAUAAUUCUCAAUGAAAUUGAAAAGAACCCAAAAACCACUUUUAGGGAUCUACUAGCUGGUUUUAAUUAACAAAUGUCAAAGUUCAUGACUACAUGAUUAGAAAAAGACUGAACAAGUAUGAUGUUCACAAAAAGGUAUCGAGGAGAAACCCCUUCUGUCCAAAAAGAAUAGCUUAGAGUUUCAAAGCUGCAUCUGAACAAACCACAAGGACAAGGCAGUUUGGACAUGAUACAAAAGUAGAGGUUUGACACAACAGCAUAUGAUCAAGAGCACUUUACACCAAUCAUCAAGUAUGGUGGCUGGAGAAUGUAUUGGAUUUGUUUUUUAGGCCAGAGUACCUGAGUGCCUUGUGGUGAAGUUGACAGUGACCUCCUCAUUUAUAUAAUUAUUCUAGGCUUAAAAGUUAAGCCGCCUGCUUGACAGCCAAAGCUGGGCCAAAAUUUGCUCACACAGAUAUACCAGGGCUGUUCAAAUCACUGUCCUCAAGGUCUGAGCCCUGCUGAUUUUCCAGCCUUUCUUUACCCCUAAGCCAGGUGUGAAGCCUCUGGCCAAUCAGAAUCAGUAAUUAUUAAACUACCUGGCAGAACUGAAAACAAAGCCUGGGUUUGGAAUUGAGUUCCAGAUUUGAAGGGCCCUGAAACAGACUGACCCCAAAAUGUCCAGCAAGUCUACUUGCUAGCUUGAAUGUGAUCUUUAAUUCACUGCCUCUGUGUAUGAAUGUAUGAGCCAUGCCUGGAUUGUGAAUUUUACUAUACUUUCAAAAUAAAUCCUAUGUGUUGUAAUAUA